AAUACACUUUUUUGCUGCUAAACAGAGAAACGAACGAUGAAUCAUAAACACGAGAGAAAGCAGAAAACAGAAAAUGCGAAACGACUGGAUGGAAAAAGUAGAGAAAAAGUAGUGAAAGCGGGAAGGGAAACGACAAGGAAACGAGUACGAAAAACCAAAAUGGUGGCAGGACAAGUUUCAACUUUGUACCAUUACGGUGUUCUGCUCCGUGCUCGUGUCUAAGAAACUUUAAUUAAAUAAUAAUAGUUCUGACUAAUGUUAACCAAGUGAAGUCCAAAAAUGACGAUAUUAAAGUUAUUCAAGUGUUCCGUGCAUCCAAGAAGGUUGUCAAACUUGUCAACCAGUGCAUUUCACAAAAAUGUACGUUUUAUGGCAUCUUAUGAAAAAUACGCGGAACAUAAGGCGUUGGAAAAAAUUCGUAAUAUUGGAAUAUCGGCGCACAUCGAUUCUGGAAAAACUACUCUCACCGAACGUAUCUUAUUUUAUACAGGCAGAAUAUCAGAAAUGCACGAAGUCAAAGGCAGAGACAACGUUGGAGCGGUAAUGGACAGUAUGGAACUGGAAAGACAGAGAGGAAUCACCAUCCAAUCAGCAGCGACUUACACACUUUGGAAAGAUCAUAAUAUCAAUAUAAUUGAUACUCCAGGGCACGUAGAUUUUACCGUCGAAGUUGAAAGAGCUUUAAGAGUUUUGGACGGUGCUAUUCUGGUGCUUUGCUCUGUCGGUGGUGUUCAGUCGCAGACUUUGACAGUUAAUCGGCAAAUGAAGAGAUACAACGUGCCCUGCUUAGCGUUCAUUAAUAAAUUAGACAGAAUGGGUGCUAACCCGACGCGUGUUAUGCAGCAAAUGAGAUCGAAAAUGCACCACAACGCGGCCUUUGUCCAAAUCCCCAUUGGCCUCGAAGCUGCAACCAAAGGGAUUGUCGAUCUUGUCGCUCAAAAAGCUCUUUACUUCGAAGGCACUUUCGGGGAAGAAAUACGGGUUGACGAAAUUCCUGCUGACAUGAGAACCGAAUCCAACGAACGUCGCCAGGAAUUGAUCGAACAUUUGAGCAACGUCGAUGAAACGCUCGGAGAUUUUUUUCUCAAUGAAAAAACACCCAGCGAAGACGAUAUCGCUGAUGCGAUUAGACGAACUUGCCUCAAACGAACUUUUACUCCCGUUUUCGUUGGUACUGCCCUCAAAAACAAAGGCGUUCAGCCUCUUCUCGAUGCCGUUAUACGCUACUUGCCACAUCCGGGCGAAGUUUCCAACUACGCUAUUCGGGAACUGCCAGGAGAAAAAACCGAGAAAGUUUUGUUGGAUUCUGCGAGAAACGAUAAAAAGCCGUUCGUGGGUUUGGCAUUCAAGCUCGAGGCAGGGAAAUUUGGUCAAUUGACGUACUUCCGUUGCUACCAAGGAAAGGUGGCGAAGAGUGAUACGAUUGUCAACACGAGAACGAAAAGAAAAGUUCGAAUUUCAAGAUUGGUUCGUUUGCACUCGAAUACAAUGGAGGACGUGAACGAAGUCUAUGCCGGCGACAUUUUCGCUCUCUUUGGAAUCGAUUGCGCUUCCGGUGACACUUUUACGAAUAACCCGAAAUUAGAAAUAUCCAUGGAAUCGAUUCAUGUCGCCGAUCCCGUUAUUACCAUGGCGAUCACACCCAAAAAUGCCAAAGAUCGUGACAAUUUCGCCAAAGGGAUCCAAAGAUUCACGAAGGAGGAUCCAACGUUCCGGUUUCAAUACGAUUCUGAUAACAAAGAAAGCAUCGUUUCCGGGAUGGGGGAGCUCCACCUCGAAAUUUAUGCUCAGAGGCUCGAGCGAGAGUACAAUUGUCCUGUAAUAUUGGGCAAGCCGAAAGUAUCAUUCCGGGAGACGCUCACAGAGCCAUGCGAGUUCGAUUAUUUGCAUAAAAAGCAGUCUGGAGGCGCGGGUCAGUUUGCGGCAGUGGAAGGAAUCCUCGAGCCGCUGCCACCUCAACAAAACACGCAGCUGCUUUUCGUGGAUGAAACGAUCGGGACGAAUGUUCCUAAGCAAUUUAUACCAGGGAUUCAAAAAGGAUUUUACAAAAUGUGCGAAAAAGGCUUGCUCACUGGCCACAAGCUUUCGGGCUUGAUAUUUCGUCUCAGGGACGGAGAUCAUCACAUUGUUGAUUCUUCGGAAUUGGCAUUCAACCUUGCAGCUCAAGGCGCUAUCAGACAAGUCUUCGAGAGAGGGUCUUGGCAAAUUCUUGAACCGAUUAUGGCUGUCGAAAUUACUGGCCCUGAAGAAUUUCAAGGUGUAGUGCUAGGACACUUGAAUAGGAGAAAAGGAAUAAUAACUGGUACGGAAGUGAUGGAGGGAUGGUUCACUGUUUGCGCAGAAGUCCCAUUGAACGAGAUGUUUGGUUAUUCCGGAGAGUUGAGAUCAUCGACGCAAGGAAAAGGAGAAUUUUCCAUGGAAUAUGCAAGAUACAGUCCGUGUUCCAGAGAACUACAAGAAGAGAUGGUCCGACUGUAUCAAGAAUCGUUGCCAGGAGCUGUUCAACAGAAAAAGAAAAUCUAGUUAGCUCCGUUAUCAUUGAGACAAUUUAGUUAGUUGACUCAACUUUUCAAAUCAUCGACUUAAUUGAUUCUUGACUCAAUGAGAAUCGAUUGAUCAGUUCAACGUUCCACUUUAUGUUGAUUAUUCGCCUUCAACGCCCAACGAUCACCAACUUGUAAAUAUUCAUAAAAUAAAAAGAUCGUGCGUUGGACGUCGAUUCGUUCUUGA
Venturia canescens is the source of this 2730-nucleotide messenger RNA. It is a transcript of the gene mEFG1, whose product is annotated as mitochondrial translation elongation factor G 1. Gene Ontology annotation, molecular function: translation elongation factor activity; GTP binding; GTPase activity. Gene Ontology annotation, biological process: mitochondrial translational elongation. The coding region runs from base 280 to 2523 and encodes 747 amino acids. Lineage: Eukaryota; Metazoa; Arthropoda; Insecta; Hymenoptera; Ichneumonidae. The record is from RefSeq and is a predicted model, not a curated record. Gene Ontology annotation, cellular component: mitochondrion. The transcript has 8 exons.